This is a messenger RNA of Cuculus canorus (common cuckoo), 12277 nucleotides long. It is a transcript of the gene KDM7A, whose product is annotated as lysine demethylase 7A. Gene Ontology annotation, molecular function: transcription coregulator activity; histone demethylase activity. Lineage: Eukaryota; Metazoa; Chordata; Aves; Cuculiformes; Cuculidae. The coding region runs from base 54 to 2813 and encodes 919 amino acids. The transcript is spliced from 20 exons. The record is from RefSeq and is a predicted model, not a curated record. Gene Ontology annotation, biological process: protein demethylation; regulation of transcription by RNA polymerase II.
GAGGAGAAGGGGGGGGGGGGAAACGGGAGCCUCAGUCAAGGAGUUCUUUAAAGAUGGCCGGAGCGGCGGCAGCGGCCACCGCGACCCCCGUGUACUGCGUGUGCCGGGAGCCCUACGACGUGAACCGGUUCAUGAUCGAGUGCGACAUCUGCAAGGACUGGUUCCACGGCAGCUGCGUUGGGGUAGAGGAACACCAUGCUGUUGACAUUGACCUGUACCAUUGUCCCAACUGUGCCAUUCUCCAUGGAAGUUCUCUAAUGAAGAAGAGGAGGAACUGGCACAGACAUGACUACACGGAGCUGGAUGAUGGUUCCAAACCGGUGCAGGCUGGAACGCGGACCUUUGUUAAACAGCUGCGGGCUCGCUCUUUCCCAAGUGCUGAUGAAGUAAUUUUGAAAAUGCAUGGAAGCCAGUUGACGCAAAGAUACUUGGAGAAGCAUGGGUUUGAUGUUCCCAUUAUGGUUCCUAAAUUAGAUGGUCUGGGGCUCAGACUUCCUCCGCCAACUUUCUCUGUUUUAGAUGUGGAACGCUAUGUAGGUGGCGACAAAGUGAUAGAUGUAAUAGAUGUAGCAAGACAAGCAGACAGUAAAAUGAAGCUCCAUAAUUAUAUUAAAUAUUUCACAAAUCCUGACCGACCAAAAGUAUUGAAUGUGAUCAGCCUGGAAUUCUCAGACACAAAGAUGUCUGAAUUAGUGGAAGUACCAGAUAUUGCCAGAAAGCUUUCGUGGGUGGAAAAUUAUUGGCCAGAUGAUUCUGUCUUCCCUAAGCCUUUUGUUCAGAAGUAUUGCUUGAUGGGUGUCCAGGACAGCUAUACUGAUUUUCAUAUCGAUUUUGGAGGAACAUCAGUUUGGUACCAUGUUCUCUGGGGUGAGAAGAUAUUUUAUUUGAUUAAGCCCACUGAUGAAAAUUUGGCUCUGUAUGAAUCUUGGAGUUCAUCUGUCACCCAGAGUGAAGUAUAUUUUGGGGACAAGGUUGACAAAUGUUACAAAUGUGUUGUGAAGCAAGGACACACUUUAUUUGUUCCAACAGGCUGGAUUCACGCUGUGCUCACAUCUCAGGAUUGUAUGGCUUUUGGAGGAAACUUUUUGCACAACCUCAAUAUUGGCAUGCAGCUCAGGUGUUAUGAAAUGGAGAAGAGGCUAAAAACCCCGGAUCUUUUCAAAUUCCCUUUCUUUGAAGCCAUCUGUUGGUUUGUGGCCAAAAACUUACUGGAAACAUUAAAAGAACUGAGGGAAGAUGGCUUCCAGCCUCCAAGCUAUUUAGUGCAAGGAGUGAAGGCUUUACUUACUGCUUUAAAGUUAUGGAUGAAAAAAGAACUUGUAACAGAACAUGCCUUUGAAAUUCCAGACAACAUUAGGCCUGGGCAUCUCAUAAAAGAGCUCUCAAAAGUGAUACGUUCUGUAGAGGAGGAAAACAGCAAACUAGUUAAAACUCAGGGAAUUCUUGGUGUGUGUCCAACUUCGCGGUCUUCGCAUGAAACAACUUCCCCUCACCACUCCAGACGACGGGUGAGGAAACUGAGAGACCAUGCUACCAAAACUCCUUCUAAUCUGGACAUCCUGGAACUCCACACCAGAGAGGUACUGAAAAGGCUGGAGAUGUCACCAUGGGAGGAGGAUACUGCAGGCUCAAAACUGAGCGGAAGAUUUAACAAGCCCUUUCAGCCAUCUUCUACAGUACCUGACUGGAGAACAAAAGACAAUGAUCUUCGCCUUCUGCUGUCAAAUGGAAGAAUAAUUAGAGAUGAGAGACGCCCAUUUACAGAUCGAAGUCUUUACACAGCAGAUAGUGAAGAUGAAGAUGAUAGGACAAGGUCAAAAAAGACACCUGUUAAGGUAGAAGACCAACCCUCAGGUUUUGAAGGUGAAGGCAACGCAGAUGCCCAGAAACCACUGAACAUGUUCUUUGAAAGUGUGAAAUCAGAACUCAGGAAUGGAUCCUCAGAGUACUCUGAUACUUCUGAUUCAGAAGAAUCUGAGCCUGAUUGCACUACACAGCAGAAAGAUUCCUCCGCAGAGGACUCAGAAAGCUCAGGUGAUGAAGAGAAACAGGAAGUAACAUCAAAUUUCAAAGAAGAAUCUAAGGUCAGGAGAGACCUUUUUCAAAAUACCCAGAAGCCAUCUAGAAAUAAAACUCCCAGUAAAAAGGAAUGUCCUACCUCGACAAGUACAGAAGAAGAAGCUAUUCAGGGCAUGCUUUCUAUGGCAGGAUUGCACUAUAAUUCAUGUUUACCAGGUCAUACUCAAAGCACAGACUGCAUGGAUAAAAGAACGUCUCUUCAGGAACACAAAAGGUAUCCCAGGAGUCGGCAUAAAGAUAGGCAGCCAUCUCAGAGCCACAAAACAAUAGAGUGUGGCAGGUCUGUGAAGGAGGAGGAAAGAGAUUUGGGGACUUCAGCAUGGGCUAGACACCUGAAUGAAGCUUCAAGGAUUGCCCCUCAGGAUACAAGUAAAACUCAAAAAUACAUCAAGAAAGAGGGUGCAGCUGAAGCCAGUCAUAAGGUUCAGGAAAAUAGAAGUAUAGUCCACAACAACAGCUUGAGUUUCCAGCAUGGGAAGUACACACGAGACUCCAGUUUAAUUCAAGGAGAAUGUCGGCUGAGCGAUGGCAGCCUUAGCCCUGAGAGGCCAUAUGGUGAAACAUCCUUGUCUGUACCACUUCAUCCAACAAAGAGGCCAGCAUCAAAUCCACCCCCUAUCAGCAACCAGGCGACAAAAGGUAAACGUCCAAAGAAGGGAAUGGCAACUGCUAAACAGCGCCUUGGGAAGAUCUUGAAGCUGAACCGAAAUGGCCAUGCGCGCUUCUUUGUUUAAUGUAGCUGCUACUUCUACUACUGCUGUCUUUCCUACACAGACCAGUAUUGAGGUCAACAGAGCCUGGAGCUGCUGUUAUUCCUCUGCUUGAAGCAGACUUGCAUGUACCAUAUAAAACACUGCCUGAUGAACAAAAAUGAGAAAGAAAAAAAAAAAACAACAAAAAAAAACCAAUGACCCAAUGCUGCAUUUUCACUGUGCCACACCUGCUCAGCAAUAACCAUAUGGGAACGGGGAAAUCUUCAGAGAGACAUGGACUGUGAGAAAUAGUCUCUCAUCAGGGCUUAAAUAUCAUUUGUUGCUGGUAGUUUCUGACCUAAUUAAUGAGGGGAAGAUGAUGAAGGUGGUUUAUCAAUAAUUUAUUUCUGAUAGAUUUUGACAACUUUUAAAUUCAUUUUAAAAACCUAUUUAUUUGGAAGACUGUUUUUGUGGGGGUUAUUAAUUUAGAUUUAAGAAUGUGAACGUUUUUAAUUGUUUUGAUAAUGUAUGUUUGGUGCAGUGGAGAGCCACAUUAAUUGUGAUUAGUCUGGACUCCUAAAUUUGAUAUUCAGGUUAUAGUCUUAAAUAGGGAUGAGAUGCAUUAUUAAUUAUUUUUUAAAUUAAGGCAUAUGGAAUCUUUUUUUUCCUGCUUUUUGUAAGCUAUUGGCUGGGCUUCUGUUGACUAGCAAAUUGCAUAGUCUCUGUCAGCUUGGUUAUUUUUUGACCUGUCCUCUUUUAUGCAGAUUUAUUUAUUUGAUGGACUAGAAGAGACUCCUAAGACAGAAGAAUCUUUUUAUGUCAGUCCAGUUGCUAACUUGUUUUAAACUGCACCCCUUUCCUCCUAAUUGGAGUGCAUUACUUUUCCUCCUGAUUGUUUAUCUGUGAUGAUUUUCCUCUGUAAAAAGGCUCCCUGAAAUUGUAUUUGUACAGAUUAUUUAAGAGGUGGUACAAAGGAGGGAAACCUAAUAUAUCUUUUUGGAGGAACAGGGACAUCAGUUAAGAUACAUGUUUCUUCAGAACAAUUACUCUGAAUUAACUUGUAAGAUAUACAUUGCAGUCUUAAGAUUUGGCGUAUUAACGUAGCAUGGAAUAAGCAUUAAAAUAUCAUUGUACUUUAAACACAUUCUACUGAAGAGUGAGGAAGGCAGGAGAAUGUGUGUGGCUUUCGAAGCUGGGUGAGACGGCCAAUUAAAAGUCUUAACUGAUGUGAAUAUAAGCAUUAAGUAGCUUACUGGUAUCAGAAUGAUCGUUUGUGUCAGGCUUCAUACAGAGCUGACAGCAAAUGCUGAUUCUGAAUUAUUGUAAAUAAUUUUGAUUCAAGCUUUGAAUUUUUUCUGUAAUAUAAAAUGAAAUAUUUAACUUUUAGGGGACGGGGAUGAAGGCGAAAAGGGGAAUACUUUUACUUGAUUCUGGAAAAAGGGCAUUUUGCAGGGUCCAGCCAGAACGAAAACAUUAAUAUGGUAGUGACAACAAUAUUAUUGAUUGAUUUGGGUUGUUUUGGUUGCUAAGAGUGAAAAUACUCAAGCAUAGCUAUCCAAGUAAUUGAAUUGAUUUAUCUUUCCAUACGAGUUUUUCCUUCCUCCAUAUUCUAUACUGGAAUAAUUUUCUCUUUUUGUGGUUUAAAAAGAAAUUCAGUUGGACUUUCCAGAAUAUUUGUGCGGAGUUAAUUUUAUCUAGGCUACGUUAUGAAUGCCUUUACAAAUUUACGGAAGUAUUUUUGAUGUCAAAUGUUUCUGAUUUUUGUAGGGUCAAAACUAUUUAGUACUGUUAUCCUGUUUCUAAAUUGAGAAACAUCAAAACAUAAUGCAACUGCAAAUAAGUCAGGUAACUUUCAUGGCUUUACUUGCUCUGUAGCUUGGAAAUUGUAAAUUAGGAGUGUUUUUUUGCAGCCUUGCUUUUACGUUGUAUUGACUUGACUUUAUAGUUUUGUGUGUGUACAUAUGGGUGAAUUUUUUUAACCUUUUUUUUUGUUUGCUAAUUAUGGUUUCACAAAAGCAUGUUUUCAGUCUUUUUUGAUUUUUUUUUUUUACUUAAUGCAAGCUCUCAACCUUGUUUUGACUAUUGGGAACAGAGGUAGCAAAGGAUUUCUAAAAAGCAGAAGAUAAGCUAAGAGGUACUCUACAGGUGCUCAAAGUGACUAGAAGUAGUUGCUGUUCUCAGGUGCUAUGUUUUCCAGAUGGAAAUAGUUAAAGGAGAAUAUUUUAACUAUCUUCUAAUAUGUUCUCACCAAAGUCAAAGAAAUAAACUACAUUAUCAAUAUUAGUUAAAAUUAUAUACCCAUAUAAAUAUUCUCUCUGCUUAAGCUUGAGCAACUGAAUUAAUGCCUGCCAGGCUUUGGAAACUAUUUUAGCUUUAGCAUAUUGAACCAAACUGUUUCUUUCGUGCUGGCUGUAUAAUUUUUAAGAAUAGAAAAUUCCAGUUUAGGGCAGCAGGCGGAUUUAGAGCAGAAUGAAGAAUGAAUCUCUUUCCUUAAACGGAGAUUUUUGAGAAGACUUAUCUGAAAUAGAAGUAUGCCAGCAUAGAAUCUGGAGUAAGGAAUUUUAAGAUAUGGAGUGUGCAUUCUUGUACAUGUGACUGACUUAUACAAAAUCUCUUUUCUGACCAUCUGCGUUAUUUAACUGUAUCUUACUAUUGGAACACGGAUGUGGCUGGACCCAUAUAUGUUAUUUCUUCUUGAUUUUAUUCUUCCUUUACUCUACUUUCUACCUUUGUUUUCAAAGUGGCUCUCCACUGUCAGGAAUUUAUGUAGUAGUCUCUUCACAGGCUGUCAACAGGCAGAGGUUCAUUCCCAUUUUCUUCAGCUAUCCAUGCUUCCAGCAGAAGUUAAUUCUUAUGUUCCACCUCAGAACAAGUAAUUUGAAAGAAAUUGCCAUGAUGAAUAGUGUUAAAAAAAAAAUAAGGGGGGGAAAAAAACCCAAACAGAAAAAAAAAAGAAAAAAAAAACGGAAAAAAGUCUCCUGGUAGCUCAUGAAGAGGAUGUGGUGACCUCACUUGUUUUGUAUACUUGUAUGUAGCGAUAUUUUUAUUGUAUCCUAGAUGAAAACACUACUGCAGCAGUCUUUCUGUAGGUGGACUGAACCUUGUGCUGUUGUAGUGGAGAGAAAACAACCUAUUUUUUUUUUUCCUUGCUGUCUCACUUAGGGUGGAAGAGGGAGGGAGUAGGGAACACUGACUGGACAACAGAGAGAAUUAAGCCUGCUAUGGUAACUCAUUUUCAAGGUUAAUCUGUUUAGAAAAGUCAGAGAACUUGGAUUUGACAUAAAGUAAUGGCUUAGCUUGGGGGUGGGUUUUUUUGGUUUGGGUUUUUUUUUUUUUUUUGUAGACAGAACAAAAGGAAAUUAAAUAUUGUAGGGGUUUUCCCAUUCUCUAAGUUUUCAUGUUCCUGCAGUUUUAAAAGAAGAAACAAACAUGAAAAAGGAAAGACCACCUAGAAACCCUAUCAAAGUCUCUUCCAGCAACUUUCCCUUUUCUUCUACUAUACUUGCUAAUAAACCCUGGCUACAAGGUAGCCUUUGUUGACCUCUGAGGUAGAUUACCUAUGCAACCUGUAAUACUUUACAUGAAUCCAUUCUUAAACACAAUUUGAAAGGGUUAGAUGUUGAGAGUUAAAUUAUUGCUUUCUGAUCACAUGGGGCACUUAGGGGGACAUUUUUUUUGGUGGUUGAAGUGCUUGUGUUUCCUUUAGUUAGAGAUGUAAGAGCACAGUGUCAUGAUCACAUUUUAGAAGCUUCAGCUUUCCCUAGGCUUUGCUCUAUGGCAUAAGCUACUUUCAUUCACAAGGCCAUGAAGUUUUAAAUGUUGAAAAUCUUCGCAGGGUUUCAGAGUCAGAGCUAAUGUGAAUCUUGCUGCCCCUUUUUGGUAGUUGUGGAGGCUAAGCAGAACUGAAGCUAGACUGACUUGGCACUACAAGUCUAUAGCUAGUGCCCUAUUGAGGCUCCACUUGCCCUUCCUAUCCCUUCACACCCCCACCAUGACCACCAAAUCCAGUCUUUCCAGAAUUUCAUUCACAUAAUACUUCCAGACCAUUAAGAGCUGUUUGUAGCUUGGGAGGUUGAGUGACCCCAGAGCUACUUUUUCACAGAAGAGGUAUAAAUUGAACCAAGGGCCUUACUAUUUGUGGUUAAACAAGAUUAAAAGCUGCAACAUCCAUUUUUCCAAAAAAAUCCCCAACAAAAAACACCCUUAAAUCCUCUUUGUAGGAGCGUAUGAGUGAUAAAUCGUGCAGUGGAUGGGAAAUAUAAGUAGCACUGAUAAGGAAAUGCAUGUUCUUCGUAGGCUGCAUUUCUGUUGGAAGAAAAAAAAAAAAAGACUUUUUCUACUUUUAAUAUAAAUUAAGCCAUAAGAGUUGUGGGAAGGGAAUGAAAGGGAUCACUUUAAGAGAUUAUAUUGAUAUGUAUUGUCACUUCUGGGAAAUGUCUAUUGCUGCCAAUGCUUUGGUGAAUUUUAUAAAAAAAAAAAAACCUUGGAAUUUGAAAAAAAAAAGAAAAAGAGGCUAGUUCUUGGCUAUAUUUACUAGUUUUGUAGUAACAUUUUGCUGGCCUGUUUGUCUUUUCCUCUCCUUUUUCUACUCUCUUAGUCUAAUUUCCAUCUUUCAUUCUAAUGUCUCUGAAAAUACUAGCUUGUCUGCUCAGUAGGGGUCGGUGUAUGUGUGUCUUCCUUUUUACAGAAACGCACUACUGUGUUAAGUAUUUGGCUGGGAAAUGGGAUGCUGCAGCUUUAAGAGCAUUUGUUUCAAUUCAUAACAGUAUUUCCCAUCCUCUUUUGCCUGCAGGCAGGGAAAGUGUAUGUACAGUAUUUAUUUUGUUUUGAUUUUACUUUAAAUUUGUAAGUUUCUAUAAGUAGUUCACAUUGAUUAUUCUAGGGGAGGACAAGUGGCUUUGUUUAAAUUUGUAUUUGAUAUUCAUAGUUUCCACUUUCUGUACUUUAAAAUACUGAAAUUAAAAAAUUGUAUUGCUUAUGUUUUGAUUUUAGCACUCUAAAGCGUUUAAUUUCUUCUGCUCAUUUGCUUCAGUGUAAAUACAGAAAACUGUACAGAAUAUUGUGAGGAGAAAAAUGCUUUUCUAGGUCCAAUCUCUGUGCCCUUUACUUGUUGCAUUUUUAAGAAGAAAUUUUCUGGAGAAAUGUGAGAGGGGAGUAUUCUCAUGGUAUUUUUUUUUAUUUUUUUGAAGUGCAAAUCUCAUUUCAAACCAAGUAUAUUAUAUGGCAACUAAAUGCAUUUUUUUGAAGAUAUGUAUAUAUUUUUUUGAAUUCUAAUAUGAAAGGGAGGUGGAUGCGUUUGUGAUCCAUCGUAUUAGCAGAUCUAGAACUGUAAGAAUGGCGUCAAAUGGUAUUUCCAUGUUCUUGCUCUUGGUUUCUGUUAGGUUUGUCUCAUGCAACUGAUGACUGGCUCAUGUCUUGAUUUCCCUCCCCUUCACACCCCCCUCUUUAAAUGUGUGUGCUUUUUGGAAGACGAGCUUUCUCUUUCACACUUCCGUGUACUUUGUCAUUCUUGCUUUAUCCUGGAUGACUUUUCUGCUGAUUUCUUCCAUCACAUGUCAUCUGGUUUAUGGUUGUCAGUGCUCCUGAUUUUGACUCCAUGUGGCAGCACAGUGUUUGCCUGUGGGUACUCCGCUCGGGGGUGAUGGAAGCAUUACUGUGUUGCCUCCAACUUCGUGUAAUGAGUUUUCUUCUGCAAAUACAGCUCCGUGCUACUGAACUUCUUCAGUGCUGUGAUGGACAGAUGCAUAGAUUCCAGUGCUGGUCAUUUUAUGAGAGCCUUAGAUAAAUGAUGCAGCAAUGGCAUUGGAAGAGACGAGUGGCACAAGAUGUUUGAUGUGAGCAUCCUCUGCAGCUGCUCGAGUUUACUUCUUAGCCUGGCUUUUAGUUUACAGAGCGUUUAUGGCUGACUAUAAUGACUAGGAGAUCUAUUCAUGGACUAGGACUUCAAUGUGCCAGGUGUUUUACAGUCAAAGAACAAGAAUGCUGACCUCAUCACACCAUGUACUGCGUACGUAUAAGAUUAAAAUAGGUUAUGAAAGCCCAACACACUAGUUAAAGUUCUGUGACGUGAAGCUUAAAAUACAGUAAUGUAGAUUUUGGGGACAGAAACUUCUGUGCUGUUUCAGAAACAAACUUCAUUUGAAUGGAGUAAGAAAUUGUGAAGAAAAUUAAUUAUUUAAGUACAGAGGGUGAAGAUCAGUUAUUUAUGUGUCCAAAAAUCAGUUCCUGCUGUAUUUUGGCAUGCCUUUACAUCUUUUAUAUUGAUGUGUUAAAACUGUUUCUGAGUUUGGUUAGCCAAAGAUUUACCAAAGAUCUGAAAGAGAACUGUCUAUCAGAGCAACCACACGUUUUGAAAAAGUCCUGAUCAUUGUGAUUGAUGAAGAAGAAUGCUACAGCCUGCACAUUUUCAGAGAGACUUACCAGGGUUUGUCACACUGAACUCGUUGCUUGUACUAAUGUUUUGGUCCUAAAAUAAAGUGAUAGACUUAAUAGAACACCUCAGUGGGCCACAAAUACAAGUUUCAUACCCAUAUAAAACCCUCUAUAGGCACCUUUACUGUUUGUCCUUUUGUUUUCACUAGCUACUUUCCAGAGCUUUUCUCUAUGACCACUGUUUGAUGGAGAAUAGGUAGGAUACACUGGAAAAUAAGACAACUAUCUCAAAAGUGCUACUUUAGAUGCUGCUGGGUAGCCUUCAGCACCUGGAGCUUAUUUCCAUUAAAACUGAAAGUUUCUGGUUUUCUGUUGGGGAGGAUGGGGAAAUAUCUACCUGGAUUGGGUUUUUUUUUCAUAAUGGACAGAUGUAUUUUAAAGAUUUCAGGGGUACCAAAUACAGCAAAAAAAAGGUUGAAUUUGUAAAGCCAGGGAAUGGACAAGACACUCUUCUAGGUAGCUGAAGACUAAAGUUGUUAUUACUGGGUUGGCGUUUGGGUUUUUUGUUGUUUGUUUUGGUUUGGUUUUAAAUCGACAGUGUUCUACUGCAUUUGAGGAAGAGUGCCCCCUUGUCAAGUGCCUACAAACUUGGUUUUGUGUACAUUUGGUGAAGUUCAACUCUUUCUGUAGAGAGUUUGUCAUAAUGUGGCUAAGUUGUGAAGUUAUUGUGGUGGCUCAUUACGUAACAAAUUCAACCAGACCUUUUUUUGUGGUUUUUUUUUUCAUUUAGAUGUAACUUUGGAUUGAUGAUGGGAACCUGAGCAGUAGAAUGAAUGUGGUGAAGUCAGUCAUGCUGAGUGUUAGUUCUAUAGAAACUUUUUUUUUCUUUGUGUAGAACUAAUUAUCCUGGGAGCCCUUGAAAUUACACUUUUACUGCUGGUAAGUAAACUGUCUCAAGCCAAAAGUUAAUGAGGACUGAAACUGUAAAACCAGAACAUUACUGUUACUCAUUCUGAUACAACCAGGGCUUUUAAAUGCCUUUGUUUCUACAGUGGUCAAGGACUAAAGUCUUUACCUGCAGAAGAAAUAGCUGGUGAUCAAAAUGGUGAAUGAAGUCUUUCAUUUCCAGAGCUCAUAGUAUUCCACCUAACAGCUGGCUAAUAGGACAGUUUGCUUUGUCUAGACUAAGGUCUCAUUUCUCUGAAACCCAUUAUAUUCAGUCUUUAGAAUAAGUACUGCAAAUUUUUAAAGAAUUGUGUUUGGCUUAAUAGAUCUAUUUAUCUGUACUGUUCCUGCUGUAUUUGCUUUGGUCUUGGAAAAAAUACUCUGCUUUGGAACAUAUAAGUCAACUAAAAGAACAGUAUACCAAGACUCUGCUUGUUUGUGAUGCUUCGCUCCAAAGUUUAUUUCUCAUAAGAAGUGUUUUCUUUGGUGAAAUGAGUGUGUGUAAAACUCACACGCAUACUUGGAGAAUUAUAUUUAUCUGGAAGAAAUAUGUGCCCUUGAAUCGUACUGUCUUUGCAGUAAGUCAUAAAGAUGCAAGUCAGCUUUUUGUUCUAGCAAAACAAAAAGCCAACAGAGCUCUAGAAACUGCUACUCUGGUCUCCUAAAACAGGAUCGGGGCUGUGGAAAUGUGGUUUAACUAGGCAGCUUUUUCAGGCACUAAUUAAAAUGCUUCAUUCUUACUUAAGUUGUUCUUUUCUAAUCACAGAGAUUUUUCUCUUUUUUACAGAAGAUCUUUGAGUAGAUCCAUUACAGAUCUGGCCUAGUAAAGAUUUUCCUGUGCUCAGCGAGCACUUUUAGAAAUUGUUUGAAUUUCAUCAGGUGAUGGUUACUGAACAGAGCCCUUUCCAUGUGAUUGAAGUUCUUCUCCUCCAGAGGCAGAUAACCUCUGUGUUCCCACCACGUUACACCUAUUGGAGAAGGAGAGCAUUUGAAGAGUGUAUUUGGCAUGCCAGCUGUCCUAAAAGUGAUGUCAGGACUAGCUGGCUCAGGUGAGGUUAGCAUCGAGAAGAACCUGUUUGCUUCCAAGUCUGUCCAUUUUCAGCCUAGGUCCACCGGGAGGGCAGAGAAGAGAAAUCUGUGAGCUCUGCAGUGCACUGUUGCAAAAUGAGUUGAUCGUGUUCCAAAGACUGCUCGACAGCUGCACCUGCCAUAGAACUAAGAACCACAAGUGAUGCUGAAUUGCCAUAGUCUUAGGAGGGGAGACCAAGCAUUAAACGCGAUGUGACGUCUGAAUAAUCUCUUUUUCCCUGGGCCUUUCCAGCAGAUCAGAGAAGAGGUAUUACCGAGAUGCUUUGGGAAAAUGCCUAACCAGGGUGUAACACACCUCUUCUGUGGUUACAUGACAUUAGUUUAGGCUCUGGUUCUGUUUUCUUCAAUAUUAAGAGAAUUUCACUUUAAAAAAGGAGUUCAGUUUGUACAGAAAGCAGAAAGAUAUUUCAUGCUAUGCAUCCCACUGUUACCCUAUGAGCAAGGUUUGUAAGGGAAGGUGGUAUGUAUUAGACCAACUGACAUAUUUGGAGAGUGGGAAAUGUGUGUAAUGUUCAUCCCUUAUGGUUCAGACGUAGGACAUUUCCUCUUCACAUAAACCUUGUUCUGCAUAGGUACUCACAAUACGGGGUCACUGCUAUGAGCUGGUAGCUUCUAAACUAUUUUCAAUAAUGUUACUAUUAGCAGCUUUCUUAUUUUAAAAUAUAUUUAAAAUAGCACUUGCUAUAGUAAUUUAGGAGAAAAAUGAUGUCAUUUGGAUUGUUUUAAUGCAUAAUAUAUAUAGUGUGUAAGAGGAGAAGUAGGAAUAAGGCAGAAUUUCUGAGGUUAAUGUGUUCAGUAAAUUGAAAACCCCGACAACUUCAAAAAGAGGACCAUUUACAAGAUUAUAAAACUGAGAGAGUCAGAAAUACUUCAGCAAGCUGCAGGAUCUCUAUAUAUACUUUUUUACUAUACUCAAACUGUCUUCAGCUAUCGCAGGUACAACAUCACGUGUGUGUAUAUAUACAUGCAUACAUACACAAAUAUAUAUAUGUAUUUAUUUAUUCUGUUCAAUGUUCUGUUCAAUAUUUUCUGUUGCCUCCAACUUUAAGGAAUUUUAAACAAUAUAGGAUGCCAGCUACCAAACUCCAGUAAUAACAUUU